UUCAAACCACAGGGUGCCAUGGCGGCCGCCAUGGAGGAGGACUCCUCGGAGGAGCCGGCGGCGCGGGAGCCGCGGGUGCGGGACACCCCCGAGGACAUUUGCUUCGAGGCCACGGCCAACGCCAUCGCCCUGCACCCGGAGCGGCCGCUGCUCGCCGCGGGGGACGUGGAUGGCGAUGUGUACCUGUACUCGUACUCCUGCACCGAGGGGGAGAACCGGCAGCUCUGGUCCUCGGGGCAUCACCUCAAGUCGUGCCGGGACGUGGCGUUCUCCCAGGACGGGCAGAAGCUUUUCACCGUGUCCAAGGACAAGUCCAUCCACAUCCUGACGGUGGAGGAGGGACGGCUGGAAACGCGUUUCCCCAAAGCCCACGGCUCGGCCCUCAACUGUGUGCUGCCCAUCGACCAGCACGUGUUCGCCACGGGCGAUGACGGCGGGGCGGUGAAGGUGUGGGACCUGCGCAAGGGCGAUGCUGUCCUGGAGGCCCGGCAGCAGGAGGAAUACAUCAGUGCCAUGGCCGUGGAUGGCAACGGGAAGAUCCUGCUCACCGCCAGCGGGGAUGGCACCCUGGGCGUGUACAACGUGAAGAGGCGGCGCUUUGAGCUGCUCUCGGAGCCGCAGAACGGGGACCUGACGUCGGUGGUGCUGCUGAAGAGAGGGAGGAAAGUGGCGUGUGGCUCCAGUGAGGGCACCAUUUACCUCUUCAACUGGGACGGGUUUGGGGCCGCCAGCGACCGCUUCGCGCUGAGGGCAGAGUCCAUCGACUGCAUGGUGCCCAUCACGGACAGCAUCGUGUGUGUGGGAUCCCUGGACGGGGUCAUCAGGUCAGGGGGAGUGGAGAGCCGAGGACUGCACCAGUACUGGGGGACCCCUCCCAAACUGGGAGUGUGA
Empidonax traillii (willow flycatcher) is the source of this 891-nucleotide messenger RNA. RefSeq names its product WD repeat domain 55 (gene WDR55). The coding region runs from base 19 to 891 and encodes 290 amino acids. Lineage: Eukaryota; Metazoa; Chordata; Aves; Passeriformes; Tyrannidae. Gene Ontology annotation, molecular function: protein binding. The record is from RefSeq and is a predicted model, not a curated record. The transcript has 8 exons.